GCACAACAAGCCAUAAUACAAGCAGCUUGCAACCUGAACUUUGAUCUCCGCCCUUGUCGUUCACGAGUUCGGAAAAUCACACACAGUAAUCCCAAAGUCAGUAUCAACUACACUCGCCCUUCAACUGUUAUCAAUAUGAGUAUCGGCUUUUUGGGAGCGGGAAAAAUGGCCCAAGCCAUGGCAAGAGGAUUACUCGCAUCAGGCACCUUUCCAAGAGAGAAAAUGAUUGCAAGUGCUGCGGACGAGAUGACCAACAACGAAAUGAGGAGUCUUGGGGUAUACGUAACAGAACAUAACCAUGAGGUGGUGGAGCAAAGAGACAUCGUGGUAAUCGCUGUUAAACCAAACCUGGUUUCAUUGGUUCUUAACGAAGUGGCUCCUGUCAUCACACCACAUAAUCUUAUCGUCUCUCUCGCUGCAGGAGUUACCCUUGAUUCCAUGGAAAGGUGUCUCCCUGGCAAGAGUCGAGUCGUACGAGUGAUGCCCAAUAUCCCGACUUUAGUUAGACAAGGUGCAUCAGCAUUCGCACUAGGUCGUCACGUGACUGACACGGACUGUGACACAGUGAAGAAACUGAUGUCAGCCGUGGGAUACGUGGAACAAGUGCAAGAGAAAGAUGUUGCUGCUGUAACUGGUCUCAGUGGCUGUGGUCCUGCAUACUGUUUCAUGGCUAUCGAGGCUCUCGCUGAUGGUGGUGUUAAAGCAGGUCUUCCUCGUAAAGUGGCCAUCAACCUUGCCGCACAUACAUUACUGGGCAGUGCAAAGAUGGUUUUAGACACAGGAAAACACCCUGGCGAGCUCAAAGAUGCUGUAUUUUCACCCGAGGGAGCAACAGCUUAUGCAGUCCAUUCUCUUGAGAAGGCUGGGUUAAGAGCUACCUUAAUGGAUGCUGUAGAGGCGGCGUUGUUGAGGGCUCAGGAACUUGGCAGAAUGACCAAAUGAACACUAAGAAAACUAAAGGCUAUUUAAUAUAAAAAGUUUCUUUAUUAAAGACAAAUUCAUUGAUUAUUUUCCAAUUUUUUUAGUAAUUUGUUAAAGAAUGGCUGAUAGAGAAUGGCAAGUCAUGCCAAAUAGGUAAAGAGAGAAAGCAAAAUAAAUUUAACUUUAUCUUUGUCA
Molecule: messenger RNA, 1116 nt
Organism: Actinia tenebrosa (Australian red waratah sea anemone)
Lineage: Eukaryota; Metazoa; Cnidaria; Anthozoa; Actiniaria; Actiniidae
Product: pyrroline-5-carboxylate reductase 2
Biological process (GO): L-proline biosynthetic process
Molecular function (GO): pyrroline-5-carboxylate reductase activity
Source: RefSeq, a predicted model, not a curated record